CCCCCAUAUAAAAAUGCAAAAAGUUUCCUUUCCUUUCCUUUUUUUUUUUUUUGGUAAAAAAAAAAAGUAAAAGAAAAGGGGAAGAGAAACGAGAAUAGAGGGAGUGGAAUCUCUUUUGGAGAUGCAGUCAGAAUCAACGGCGGUGAUUGAAGAACCCCAUAUAUUUUUUUUAUAAAACACACAGAAAGUUCAACCUAUUCCAUUCAGUCAUCUCUAUUCUCUAGCCUCCACUCUAUUUCCGGCGCUCUCUGUGCGUGCCGCUGGCUCGCUCCUCCACACUGCUCAGCUGACAUUUAACAGAGCAAGAAGAAAAGACUAUCGCCGCCAUGUGUGGAAUCCUUGCAGUCUUCGGUUGCGUAGACAACUCCCAAGCCAAACGCUCCCGCAUCAUCGAGCUCUCCCGGAGGUUGAGGCACAGGGGUCCUGAUUGGAGUGGGCUGCACUGCUAUGAUGAUUGCUAUCUGGCUCAUCAGCGGUUGGCCAUUAUAGACCCUGCUUCAGGGGAUCAGCCACUUUACAACGAAGACAAGACUGUUGUCGUCACAGUUAAUGGGGAGAUAUACAACCACAAGGAGCUGCGGGAAAAAUUGACUUCCCAUCAGUUCCGGACUGGCAGUGACUGUGAAGUGAUUGCGCAUCUAUAUGAAGAGUAUGGAGAAGAUUUUGUGCACAUGUUGGAUGGGAUGUUUUCCUUUGUUCUUCUUGAUACACGUAACAAAACUUUCAUUGCAGCUCGUGAUGCAAUUGGUAUUACACCACUUUAUAUGGGUUGGGGCCUUGAUGGAUCGGUGUGGUUUGCUUCAGAAAUGAAAGCCCUGAGUGAUGACUGUGAGCGAUUUGUGUCUUUCCUGCCAGGGCAUAUUUAUUCGAGCAAGGAAGGUUUGUUCCUUGGAUUGGCAGCUUUAGAAUGCUUACAUUAUCUACACAAAGCUGAAAUUUUCUUAGCAAACGAAAAACACGAUAAUUUCUUGUCUCCUGCACUAGGUUGGUGCCAUUCUCGGCAUCCUUACUAUGGAUGCAGUAUCUAUGCUAGAGGGCGGAGAUUCAAUGUGCAUGCAAGUGGAGAAAAUGCUUCUUUUGUGCUUUCCCAUUCGAUAAUGGUACCAGCAACUGUUUUUUGUUUUGUUUUGUUUGAAUGCUAUCAGGAAGUCUUAGAAGGUGGUACAACCCACCAUGGUAUACGGAAGAAGUACCUUCGACCCCAUAUGAUCCACUAUAUUUACGGGAGGCCUUUGAGAAGGCAAGCGGUGACCAAACGGCUUAUGACGGAUGUACCAUUUGGUGUACUUCUCUCUGGAGGAUUGGAUUCUUCACUUGUUGCUGCUGUGGCUUCUCGAAAGAUGGCUGAAUUAGCAGCUGCUUGCCAGUGGGGAACACAAUUGCACACCUUUUGCGUUGGUUUGAAGGGUUCCCCUGACCUGAGAGCUGCUAGAGAGGUAGCUGAUUAUCUCCAUACUCGUCACCAUGAGUUCCAUUUUACUGUUCAGGAAGGGAUAGACGCCCUCGAGGAAGUCAUUUACCACAUUGAAACAUAUGAUGUGACCACUAUUAGAGCAAGCACGCCAAUGUUCCUUAUGUCUCGAAAAAUCAAGUCUCUAGGAGUGAAGAUGGUACUUUCUGGUGAAGGCUCAGAUGAGAUAUUUGGAGGCUACUUGUAUUUCCACAAGGCACCCAACAAGGAAGAGCUUCACAAAGAGACAUGUCGUAAGAUAAAAGCUCUGCAUCUUUAUGACUGCUUGAGGGCCAACAAGUCAACUUCAGCAUGGGGUCUUGAAGCUCGGGUACCCUUCUUGGAUAAAGAGUUCAUAAAUGUUGCAAUGAGCAUAGAUCCAGAAUGGAAGAUGAUCCGACCUAACAUUGGAAGGAUUGAGAAGUGGAUACUGCGUAAUGCAUUUGAUGAUGAGAAGAACCCUUACCUGCCAAAGCACAUACUGUACAGGCAGAAAGAACAGUUCAGCGAUGGAGUUGGUUAUAGCUGGAUUGAUGGCUUAAAGGAUCAUGCAAACAAUCAAGUUACAGAUGCAAUGUUGGUGAAUGCAAGUUUUGUCUAUCCUGAAAACACUCCUACUACGAAAGAAGCAUACUACUACAGGACUAUAUUCGAGAAGUUCUUUCCAAAGAAUGCUGCAAGGGCAACUGUACCUGGAGGUCCAAGUGUGGCUUGCAGCACAGCAACAGCAGUAGAAUGGGAUGCAGCUUGGUCCAAGAAUCUCGACCCAUCUGGCCGUGCUGCCAUUGGAGUGCAUGACGCUGCAUACGAGGAUGCUGCUAAGACUCCCUCUGCCAUGAAUGGUGCCUAAAUCGAUGACAUCCCCUAAGCACCAGCAAGCACAGAAGUGUGGUGUUAGUUUAGUUGGAGGAAAGAGCUAUAACUCGGAUUAGACCAGCAAGAAGGAAGGAGGUCUCAGUGCCCCAAAUCCUUUUUUAACUGUUCAAUCUCAACUUCCCUCUAGAGCUCACCUCAACCAGUACUAAUUUUCAGAAGUUGAUUGGCUGUGCAUAAUGUGAUAGAUGCAGCUUUGUUCUAUUUUCCAUUUAGGUUGUAAUUUGUGGUGAAUGGUUCUCGAGUUUCUCUUCUAAUGCAGAGUCCUAAGCAUGUUCUAGAUUCGCCCACUCGCUGAAUGCUUCCUGUGAAGCCACUGAUAGUACUCCCCUUUGGAUUCCAUACGCAUCGUCAAACUGCAAUGUCGUUGUAAACGUCGACUAGAGAUGUCUCUUCAUAUGACUAAUUCAUGUAAAUGCAUAUGAAAUUACC
This is a messenger RNA of Linum tenue, 2755 nucleotides long. Lineage: Eukaryota; Viridiplantae; Streptophyta; Magnoliopsida; Malpighiales; Linaceae. The record is from the annotation of a GenBank genome assembly.